AUGGCCGAGUACUGGAAGUCGACGCCGCGGUACUGGUGCAAGCAUUGCUCCAUGUACGUGCGCGACACCAAGCUGGACCGCGCCAACCACGAGGCCACGGGCAAGCACCGCGGCGGCGUCGAGCGCGCCCUGCGCGACCUGCACCGCGGCCACGAGCGCGACGAGCGCGAGAAGGAGCGCGCGCGCCGCGAGAUUGAGCGGCUCAACGGCGUCGUCGGCGGCGGCGGCCCUUCGUCGUCAGAUGCCGCCGGCGCUAGCAAGCCACGGACCGGCCCGCCGCCGCCGCCGACGACGCCGCAAUCACAGCCACAGCAACAGCAACAGGGAGGGGCGGCGGCGGGCCUGAGCAAGGAGCAGCGGCAGGCGCAGCUGGAGCAGCUGGUGGCUAUGGGCGUCAGCAUACCCGACGAGCUGCGCGCCGACAUGGCCAUGGCGGGCGACUGGACCGUGACAAAGGUGCGGGUCGUGGACAGGGACGGGAACGGCGGCGCCGGCAAACCGGCCACGGACACGGCGGGCGUGCGCGGGAAGCGGGAGCGCGACAAGACGGGGGACGAGGUCGAGGCCGAGGAGGCGGCCGAGGGCCUGUUCAAGCGGCCCAGGCGCUGGGGCCGCGGGGACGCCAAGGCCGUUGGCGGGGCUGAGGACGCGGAGCUGGAGGCGCUGCUGGGCGGGGACGUCGUGGUCAUCAAGAAGACGGAGGGGGAUGACGACGAGGACGGGAAGUCGGCGAUCAAGAAGGAGGAUGGGGGCGGGGUCAAGAGGGAAGAUGGCGCGGCGGCGGCGGCGGCGGCGGCACCGGUCAAGAAGGAAGAGCAACCGGCCGACGUCGCUCCAGUCAAAGACGAGCCUCGCGAUGAGGAAAGCGGCAUCGGUGAGAGCGUACCUGGUGAUGCAGGCGCCGCCCCGGCGGUUAUGUUCAAGAAGAGGAAGCCCAAGAACAUCCGGCAGAGGUGA
Gaeumannomyces tritici R3-111a-1 is the source of this 957-nucleotide messenger RNA. Its product is annotated as U1 zinc finger domain-containing protein. Gene Ontology annotation, cellular component: precatalytic spliceosome. Bases 1 to 957 code for a protein of 318 amino acids. Gene Ontology annotation, biological process: mRNA splicing, via spliceosome. The record is from RefSeq and is a predicted model, not a curated record. The transcript has a single exon. Gene Ontology annotation, molecular function: RNA binding; zinc ion binding. NCBI's taxonomy places the organism in Eukaryota, Fungi, Ascomycota, Sordariomycetes, Magnaporthales, Magnaporthaceae.